ACACAUUCUGGUAAAAGUCGUCUGUAGUAGUCUGACAGACAGAGUCCUUGAGGAAAUUCUGGACAUUCUUCAGCUUCGUCAUGGCUGGACACCUACUGUUACUCGUCCUCAUGUAUUCAUUUUCUUUAAUCAAAGCACAAGCUCUUCUUCCACCUAAGCUGACAGUGAAUCCACCGGUGAUCACAGAGACAGACUCAGUCACAUUGAACUGUCAGACUCCAUCAUCUGUUUCUGUAUCUCAUUGUCAUUUCAACACUGUGAGAGGAGGAAGUGUCAGAGCCUCCUCCUGUCUGAAGACACUGACAGGAACUGAGCUGCUGAACAUGGCACAUCAGAGUUCACCUGCUGUGGUAGAAGUGACAUGUUACUACACUGUAAAUGGAGAGUUCAGUUCUACAUCUCCACACAGUCACAUAUCCUACAUCGUCAUAAACAAGGGGAUGAUACAGAUGAUUGGAGCAGGUGUGACUCUGGGUGUCCUGGUGCUUGGAUUGGUUCUUCUCUUUAAUCAAAGCAGGUUUGAAAAAUGCGUUUCCCAGAGAUCAAAAUCCAACAUCACUGGUAAAUCAAAAUCUAUGCAAUAUGACAAUGACAGGAAAUAUAUGGCUGCUUAUGAUGAAACCUACAGUAUUGUCACUUAUGACUGCAACAUUGGUGACAGGGAAUAUACGGCUGAUUAUGAUGAAGUCUAUAGUAUCAUCACCUAUGAAUGCUGGUGAGCUGAUUUUCUUUUUCUAAAUGUAGCAUAAUGUUCUUCAACAGGUUGUCUAAUGAAUCACUUUCUUGUCAUGACCGCUGUGAUAAAAAAAAGUUCAGAGUUACAUCAGUUACAUCAUAGUUACCCUGAAAGUUAUAGAGAUUAAAAACAAAAAACAAUGUGGAUAAUGAGA
Lates calcarifer (barramundi perch) is the source of this 890-nucleotide messenger RNA. RefSeq lists its product as uncharacterized. The record is from RefSeq and is a predicted model, not a curated record. The transcript has 10 exons. Lineage: Eukaryota; Metazoa; Chordata; Actinopteri; Centropomidae. The coding region runs from base 81 to 719 and encodes 212 amino acids.